Protopolystoma xenopodis is the source of this 414-nucleotide messenger RNA. The record is from the annotation of a GenBank genome assembly. NCBI's taxonomy places the organism in Eukaryota, Metazoa, Platyhelminthes, Monogenea, Polystomatidea, Polystomatidae.
AUGCCUGGUUCUAAAUAUGCAUGGAAAAACAGACUUGCAGCACAACACUUGAACCACGGUCUUGGCUCCGAUCGAGUUUGGGUAAUCCGUUCUCCAUUAGAACUGGGUAAAACUCCUACUGCAAGUAAACAAGAUACGUUCAAACCACUAAACACAGGAAAUUCUAUUGAAAAUAGCGGUUUAGGAGCAUCUCCGUUUGACAAUAAAUCCAUAGAAAUUAAGGUACCGGAAAAUGCUAAAGCAAAAUCUGACACUAGAGCACAGUGGAGGGAAGCUCAACUGGCGGCAGUUUUACGAAUAAAUCCAUUUUUGCCCAUCGAUUCGAAGGUCAAGCUGGUAUGUAGAGCGAGAAAUAGCCUUGGCAUGGAUGAGGCAGUUCUUCAUCUAAAAUAUUAUCCUAGCCCAACAGGUUAG